GUACUAUCACUACCUGUUCUCCCACUACCUGCCUCAGUCUCUGCGGACGCUGGUGGAUCGGACCUCCAACUGCGAGGACAUCCUGAUGAACUUCCUGGUCUCGGCCGUGACUCACCUGCCACCGAUCAAAGUGGCUCAAAGGAAGCAGUACAAGGAGCUGCCCAGUCCACAGGGUACCAAGACCGUCCCCUGGGCCAACCCCGAGCACUUCAACCAGCGGCAGGAGUGUGUCAACACCUUCGCCAGCUGGUUUGGCUACAUGCCUCUGGUCCACUCUCAGUUCCGUCUGGACCCGGUGCUCUUCAAAGACCAAGUGUCCGUCCUCCGCAAGAAGUACAAAGACCUGGAGAGGGCGUAACAGCGCCGGACCAAGCCGGGCAGCACAGAGGGGCUCGACUGGCGGCCGUUUGGAUGACGAGUGGACCAAUCGGUGGCAGAUGGGCGGAUGGCUCGAGGACCGCUGGGACUUUAUAGCAGCUGGGUCCAUUUGUGACGGGGGACAAUCAUCAGACGGGCCCUGGCGGUCUGAUCUGGACUACAGACGUUUGAACAGGAAGGGAAAGGGAUCUGGAAGAGUCUGACAAAAGGCCUCAAAUGGUUCUCCAGGAGUUUCACGGGCCUCCACGGAGUCCUUGUGAUCGGGCGUCUCGCUGAGAAAGGACAAUCUGUGUUUCAAAAAAAAGGAAAGGCGCGAACACUUCAGAUGUCGGCGCUACUCCCGUGACAAUGAGGACGGGAUGGCGGUCUCACGGGACCGGUAUCGGUGCCAUGCACUGUCGAUGUGUGGCUGUGCAGGGACUGUUGCCAAGGAAACAGAUAAUUUCACAUCAAAAUGCUAACUGUAAAACCAAUAAAAUGAUUUAUAAAUGCGAA
Stegastes partitus (bicolor damselfish) is the source of this 873-nucleotide messenger RNA. RefSeq names its product exostosin-1c-like. The annotation marks the transcript as partial. Gene Ontology annotation, molecular function: glycosyltransferase activity. Gene Ontology annotation, cellular component: membrane. NCBI's taxonomy places the organism in Eukaryota, Metazoa, Chordata, Actinopteri, Pomacentridae. The transcript is spliced from 2 exons. The record is from RefSeq and is a predicted model, not a curated record.